This is a messenger RNA of Poecilia latipinna (sailfin molly), 839 nucleotides long. RefSeq names its product methionine sulfoxide reductase B2 (gene msrb2). The transcript is spliced from 5 exons. Gene Ontology annotation, molecular function: peptide-methionine (R)-S-oxide reductase activity. Bases 192 to 764 code for a protein of 190 amino acids. NCBI's taxonomy places the organism in Eukaryota, Metazoa, Chordata, Actinopteri, Cyprinodontiformes, Poeciliidae. The record is from RefSeq and is a predicted model, not a curated record. Gene Ontology annotation, cellular component: cytoplasm. Gene Ontology annotation, biological process: protein repair; response to oxidative stress.
AAUAAAAGCGGGUGAAGUGAGUCCAGAUUGGCCCAUUCAGGUGAAGGUUUGAUUUUUGACCUGGAAGACCAGCGUGAACUCGCUGCAGCAUGAAAUAUCCCGCCGUAACGGGAGCGCUCGGCUCCACUGAUAAUCCGCGCUGCACUUGACUCCCGACCGACACACACUUGACACACCGCCGGGGGGGAAACAUGUCGCGUUUUGUCGCUCGCCUCCUCGCUGCGGUUUCUCAACAACACGCGGCGGUCAGAUCAGCGGUGAUACCGCGGAGGAUCCCUCCGUUCGUCCGCUGUUUCUCCACAUCUCCAGGCCUCAAGUCUCUCACACGUUACAACAAGACUACAGACUGGCAAAAGAAGCUGACACCAGAGCAGUAUUUCGUCACAAGAGAGAAAGGAACUGAAGAGCCCUUUAGUGGAAUCUACUUGAACCAUUUUGAAAUGGGAAUGUACCACUGUGUUUGCUGUGAUGUUCCCCUCUUCAGUUCAGAAGCUAAAUAUGAUUCAGGGACAGGCUGGCCAGCAUUCAAAGAGGCUCAUGGGACAUGGGAGCGAGACGAGAGCCAGGCCUCCAUUGUUCGUCGCCCUGACAACAGCCUGGGUAGUGCUGGGACAGAGAUCCUCUGUAAAAAUUGCGAUGCCCACCUUGGCCAUGUGUUUGAAGACGGACCAGACCCGACGGGGCAACGGUUCUGUAUAAACAGCGCAGCCCUCAAAUUCAAACCCAGAGAAAAUGGUGUUGCUGACACAGAAGAGCAGAAGUGAUGGACUUGCUUCAGUUUUGAUUGUAGCAUUUACACAGAACAAGUGGGCUUCACCAGAAGUGAAUCGGUUGAUAAA